AAAACGGUUGUGCAUAUUUGAAGAUUUUAUUUUUUUAUUAUAAUUAUUAUUAUUCAUUUCAUACUAUGGCACAAAAGAAAGCCACUUGUUACAUUUUAAAUGUUCAUCAUUUAAUGUCAAAUGACUUUACAAAAGCUCUUAGUACAUUAACCGAUAAUAUUGAGGAUAAGAUACUUAGUGGUCGUAAAACGGAUAUGGUUUCUGUUUUACUUUCAGGAACACCAGAAACUCAUAAUAUUCUAGCUGAACAAACACCUGGACAAUACCAAAACAUCACAUCAUUAUGCUCGAUCGCACAACCCAAUGUAGAUCUAUUAAGAAAAUUACAAAAUAUAAGCACUUCAAAAGAAACAAUUCCUUCAGCAGAUGUUCUUGAUGCUGUCAUUAUUGCAACACAAAUGAUUGUUAAUCAUUGUAAAAAAUUAAAAUACAACAAAGCAAUCACUGUAUUUACAAAUGCUACAUAUCCUAUUGAUUGGCUUGAUUUGGAUGCAGUAGUCGAUAUGUUACAAUCUAACGAUAUUCGAUUGACUAUAGUUGGUACUGAUUAUGAUCUAUACAAGUCAGCAGAUUGUCCUGAAAUUAUUCGAUGCAACUAUGAUAACUGGAUGGAAAUGACUAAAAGAAUAGGAAAUGACAGUGAAGUGCUUAGUUUAAGUGAAGCUUAUGGACUAACACAAAUGGACUAUGCAAAAGAAAUACGAUCUGUACCAUCUUAUCGUGGUUAUCUUUAUCUCGGCAAUCCACGCACCAACGAGCAUUUUCUAGCCAUUCAUAUAUUUAUGUAUCUCCGUACAAAGGAAACAAAGUUGCCCAUAGGUAGUAAAUGGUCUGCCUUGAGUAAUGGUCCGACACAUGAAGUGAUAGCAGAGUCAAAAUAUGUAAUUGAUGAAGAUACAGCGGCAUCAUAUCAAGGCGAAAAUUUUAUAGGUGAUCAAACUGAGAUUGAGAUCUCCAAGGAUGAACUUGAAAAGGCAUUCAGAUUUGGUAAAACAAUUGUUAAAAUAUCAGAUGAGGAAAUGGAAGUUGCUCAAUUAAGAACGAAUAAAGAAAUGACUAUCCUUGGAUUUAUUCCUGCUGAUACCUUUCCACGACAUUAUUUAUAUUCAAAUGCACAUAUUAUUACAGCUGGAAAUUAUUGUACAGAAGAAUCAGCGCUUGCUCUUCGAUCCUUUGCAUAUGCUCUUUAUGAAAAAGGAUGUCUUGCGCUUGUUCGGUAUGUGUUUAAAGAUGAUGGUCAGCCAAAAAUUGGUGUACUACAUCCGGAACUCGUAUUAGGAUCUGAAGGAAUACCGGAUACAUUAUUACUUCAAUAUUUUAAUAUUCCAUUUGCAGAGGAUAUUCGUGAUUAUAAAUUUAGAUCCUUUAAAAAUCCUAGAGUGAAUGAUCCGAAAGGAAUUGAAUUAAUGAAUAAUUUGGUUGACUCUAUGAACCUUGAUCAAAUAGGGAAAGAAUAUUUAGUUCCUGAAUUAAAUUUUAAUCCAAUUUUAUGGCGUUUUAAUAAAACCAUUAAAAUGCGAGCUUUGAAUCCUUCUGCUAAUAUUCCAGAUAUCAAAGAAUCAGCUAAAUGCCAGUUUGAAAUUUCUCCUUACUUUAAAGAAAAGGCCAGUGAGCUUGGUGAAAAGAUUGCUAACUAUUAUAAUGUUCAGAAAGUUGAAGACAAUACAGAAAAAAAGAAGAGAACCUUUAAGGAAAUGGAAAAUAAUGAUAUCAUGACUGAAAGCUAUAACAUUGAUAUUGAUGAAAUCAUUCGAUCAGUGCAACAAUCAAAUAGUAAUAAUAAUACAUCAAUAGAAAAAAAUUUACCGAAUAUUCCUGAAACAGAAGUUGAAUCGGUGGGCAUGAUUACACCUGUUGAAGAUUUUAGAGCUUUAUUGAACAAACCGUCUGAAAUUGAUAGGGUCGAAUCAGCCAUGACACAAAUGGCUAAAGUCAUUAUUAGAUUACUUGAGACAUCAUUUGGUAAUCAAAACUAUGCAAAAGUUAUUCAAUGUUUAACAGCUCUUAGACAAAUUGCUAUUCAAGAGGAUGCAGCUAUAAUAUAUAAUAAUCACAUACGAGAAGUGAAAGUAUGGUGUGAUCCCUCAACAGUCAAAUCCUCUCCUCGCUAUGAACUUUGGGAGAAAUUAAAAAGUAAAAAUCUAGGUUUAAUUACAAGAGAUGAAAGUAAAGAUAUAGAUAACCUCAACGUAUCUAAAGAAGUUGCUAUGAAGUUUUGGAAUGAGAAUGAGAAUGAUUCUUCUAAUCUUUCAGAACAAGAAGAUUUGAUAAGUAACGAUAAUACUGUUCAAUUCAAUGCUGAUGAUUUGGAGGAUAUGCUUUAAGUUAUGCAUAAAAAGAAAUAUCGUUAUUGAUAUGAGUGUAUUAAAGUCACCUUGUUUUUUUUUGUAUAUACAGUCUCGAACAUGAGUAUGAUUUAUUAACCAUGUUAUUGGAUGGUAUAAAAAAUCACAUGUAAAAGUAGUAAAAAAUAAAAAGUGUAAAAAGGAGAAAUUUACAUUUUUA
Molecule: messenger RNA, 2505 nt
Organism: Cokeromyces recurvatus
Lineage: Eukaryota; Fungi; Mucoromycota; Mucoromycetes; Mucorales; Mucoraceae
Product: SPOC like C-terminal domain-containing protein
Exons: 12
Coding region: 66-2324 (752 amino acids)
Biological process (GO): double-strand break repair via nonhomologous end joining; cellular response to X-ray; cellular response to gamma radiation
Cellular component (GO): nucleus; Ku70:Ku80 complex
Molecular function (GO): damaged DNA binding; double-stranded DNA binding; telomeric repeat DNA binding
Source: RefSeq, a predicted model, not a curated record